Messenger RNA from Melitaea cinxia (Glanville fritillary), 1542 nucleotides. Its product is annotated as zinc finger MYM-type protein 1-like. The coding region runs from base 1 to 1542 and encodes 513 amino acids. The transcript has a single exon. Lineage: Eukaryota; Metazoa; Arthropoda; Insecta; Lepidoptera; Nymphalidae. The record is from RefSeq and is a predicted model, not a curated record.
AUGCAAGAUUUUGAAAACCAGAAAAAAAAUACCAACGAUGAAAAUGUGCAAUAUCUUGACUUCCAGCAACCCUCUGGUUCCUCUGAAAAUGAAAUUGGUGUUCAGCAAAAGGGAGGUAAUACCGAUACCGAGGUGGAAAGAAAUUUAGAAAAUAUUAAGUUUGAGUUUGAGAAAUAUGUUGACGUGGGCUUGUGGCCAGAUUUGCUGAAUAAUGAUUUUAUUAAUUUCGUCCUCUCACAUGAAAUGACUGACUUUCAAAAUAAAGAUCCGAAGAAUAUAUAUUCAGCUUCAAUGAAGAAAUAUAAAGAACAAAACAGAUCUUUUUCAAAUAGGUAUUUCACUAGAAAAAUGAAAAAUGGCCAAUUACUGGAAAGAUCUUGGUUAUGUUAUUCAAAAAGGGUUGGUACUGUUUUUUGUUUGACUUGCAAACUUUUUUCUAAAACUCCUUCUCAAUACACAACCGGAUUUUCUGAUUGGAAACACAUAGGAUUUUGUUUAAAAAAUCACGAAAAUUCUAAUGAACAUAAGAAUUCAAUGUUAGUGUGGUUGACACGAAAAGAAAAUAAGUCUGUUUUAGACAAGCAGCUUCAGGAGCAAUUAAAUAAAGAAACAGAAUAUUAUCACAAUGUCCUAAAACGGGUUAUUGCAGUGCUAAAAUUUCUGAGUAUAAGAGGCUUAGCACUUAAAGGUUCCGAGGAAGUAUUUGGUUCUCCACAUAAUGGUAAUUUUAUGGGUGCUCUAGAGCUAUUGGCAGAAUUCGACCCAUUCAUACGUGAACAUAUUGAACAACGAGAGCUGCGACCAAACCCUGUAAUAUCAUAUUUAUCAAAAACAGUAUAUGAGGAAAUAAUUGAGAUUAUGGGUAAACAGAUAAUUAAACAAAUUAUAACUGAAAUAAAUAACGACGACACAAAGUAUUAUUCAAUUAUGAUGGAUUCAACCCCAGAUCUGUCUCACGAUGACCAACUUGCUAUUGUAUUACGAUACUGUUUUCGGGGAAAAGUGUAUGAAAGAUGUGUAUCUUUCAUUAAAAUUAGUAGUCAUACUGGCUUAUAUUUAUUUAAUAUUCUACAAGCCUUUUUGGAAACAAAUGGACUACUACUGGAUAAUUGCAGGGGACAGUCAUAUGACAACGCUGCUAAUAUGGCCGGAGUCUACAAUGGUGUACAAGCACUACUAAAAGAAAAAAAUAAAUCCGCGGAUUACGUGCCGUGUGCUGCGCAUUCCCUUAACCUAGUUGGUCAAGAAUCCGUGAAGGUUGCAACCGAAAUUGUAAUUUUUUUUGGAAUAGUGCAACAAAUAUACGUUUUCUUCUCUGCUUCGACCCAUAGGUGGGAACUGUUAAAUCGUGAAACAAAACUAAAAUUUACGUUAAAAAGUUUAAGCCAGACCAGAUGGUCUUGUCACUUUGAUGCUGUCAGAGCUUUGAAAAGUAAUUAUGAUGGCAUUAUGAAAAUUCUCAAUAGUUUCGGCGAAAAUGACGAUGAAAAAGUUGAUGUCCGAAAGAGGCACGAAAUUUAUUUAAUAAACUGGCGAAACUAG